AUGGCUUUUCCAAGACCCAAACCUACGACUAUGGAGACGUUGGCUAUGGAACGUGCGAAUCCAUCUUUCAAUAUCAGGAAGAUGUCCGUCGCGAUGCACGGUUCAGAGAGAGCUUUGAUAUUGAAAGAGAAGUUCAUGGCCGAGAUCGCUCGACAUCCAGCCUUCAAACUGUCUGAUAUACAUGAUUUAUCGAAAGAUGAACUGCGAGAAAGGACAAUGGAAAAAUUCGCUUCUAUGGUUUACUUUGUCACCACUGAAUCGCUGGAGACCUUUCAAUUGAGAAUGCAGCUUAUUGGAAUCGCCGAUCCUUCAUUUUGGACUAGAUUUGGUGUUGCGUAUGGUUUAUUCCUAGGUGCAUUGAGGAGUGGUGCUACACCCAAUCAAAUGAGCUACUGGAUUGACAGAGGUGUGCUCGGACUAAAUGGCGUGAUCGGUUGUUUCGCAAUGACAGAGUUGGCCCAUGGAUCGAAUGUAGCAGGAUUGGAAACUACUGCAACGUUCGAUCGUGAUACAGACGAAUUUGUGAUCCACACUCCUCAUCUGGGUGCUACAAAAUGGUGGAUUGGUGGUGCAGCUUCUACAGCUACUCAUGCUGCUGUUUUCGCCCAAAUGAUAGUUGAUGGCAAGAAACACGGGGUCAAGACAUUCGUCACUCAAUUGAGAGAUACGAAAUCUUUCACACUGAUGCCUGGUGUAACAAUCGGUGAUAUCGGGAAAAAGAUGGGAAGGGAUGGUAUAGAUAAUGGCUACAUCCAAUUCACCUAUGUCAGAGUACCAAGAGCUCACAUGCUGAUGAAGCACACUCAAGUAUCCAGAGAUGGUGUAGUGACCGAACCUCCUCUCGCUCAACUGACAUAUGGCGCUUUGUUGGGAGGACGAACAUCCAUGGUCACCGAUUCUUCGAAUUCGGCUAAGAAGGCACUUACCGUAGCUGUCAGAUACGCAGCUGUUCGAAGACAAUUCUCCUCUGGGAAGAAUCAACUAGAAACACAGUUGUUGGACUAUCCCAUCCACCAACGGAGAUUGAUGCCUCUCGUUGCUCAAGCGAUCGCUAUCGGUUUCACAGGAUUGAGACUUCAAGUGAUGUAUGAGGACAUGACACAGGCAUUGGAUAGAAUGGAACCUUCUGAUCCUAAUCUCAAUGAUAUUCUGGACAAGCUUAAGGAGACUCACGCUACCUCUGCUGGACUCAAGGCGUUCUGCACUUGGGCAUGUUUGGAUACUAUCGACAAGUGUCGUCAAUCAUGCGGUGGACAUGGUUACUCAGCAUACUCCAACUUCCCGUUGAUGUAUGCGGACUUUGCUGUACAAUGUACUUGGGAAGGUGACAAUACCAUCCUGUCAUUACAAGCUGGUCGAUCGCUUGUUGGUGCAUGGGGAGGCGCUAUAAAGGGAAAGAAAUUGGCUCCCGGUGUAGCAUACUUGAACGAUUCCUCUCUUUCCUCAGCAAAAUCAGAUUCCUCGUUAUCGUUAUCUGAUAUACAGAGAGCUUGGAACUGCGUCGCAUUCAAUGUUAUCAAGAAGGCUGCAGAAGAAUACGUAGCGCUCUUGAAAUCCGGUAAAUCAAAAGAUGAAGCGAUGGAGAAGUGCUCGCAGUCAAGAUUUAUCGCUGCCAAAGUCCACACAGUAGGAUACAUCUUCCGCUUAUUCAGGGAAGCUAUCGAAGAGAUGAAAGACGAUGAAGAGACGAAAACGCUAAGAACUGUCUGUAAACUGUACGGAUUAUGGCAGAUCGAGGAGCAACAAGGUUAUUUCCUGAAAUAUGGCUACUUCAACGCUCAGCAAAUGGACAAAGUCCAAGAAUCCGUAGAUGCUUUGUGCGCUGAAGUAAGAGGUGUUGCCAUCCCCCUUGUCGACUCAUUCGCACUAUCAGACCAUAUCAUAAAUUCACCUCUGGGUAAAUGGGACGGAUCAGUGUACGAGAGCUAUUUCGCUCAAGUCCAAGCUGCAAACCCGCCACCAAAGGAACACCCGUAUUUCAAUCGAUUGAUCAAACCACUCUUGGAAAGACAGAAUGAAGAUAUGGAAGAUCCUGAAAGUGCGAUGGGAUUGAACGAAGAACUGAAAGAGAUUGAAGACGAGAGAAAAGGUGAACAGUAA
Kwoniella shivajii is the source of this 2100-nucleotide messenger RNA. RefSeq lists its product as uncharacterized. The record is from RefSeq and is a predicted model, not a curated record. The coding region runs from base 1 to 2100 and encodes 699 amino acids. Gene Ontology annotation, cellular component: peroxisome. Gene Ontology annotation, biological process: fatty acid beta-oxidation using acyl-CoA oxidase; lipid homeostasis. The transcript is spliced from 18 exons. Lineage: Eukaryota; Fungi; Basidiomycota; Tremellomycetes; Tremellales; Cryptococcaceae. Gene Ontology annotation, molecular function: fatty acid binding; FAD binding; acyl-CoA oxidase activity.